UCGGCGGUCCGACGAAGCAUUGAACUGGAAAUCCCAAAUUCACGGAGGUCUUCGAUCGACUCGUUCCAUUCAGCCAUGUCUAGCAGCUCUGACUCUGCGUCUUCAUCCAUCAUCUCUUUCAGUGGAACAUUGGUCGAUGAUGCCUGUGAGCCUUUCUGUUCCUGCCAGUGCCACGUGAGUAGCCAGUUGAGAACGCCGCAGUGGGUCAAACAUAUCCUGGGCUCUAUGACGUUUCAUGGCAACACAUCAGUCUUCCUCUCUCGGCGACCAUGCAACAAAAGCUGCCGCCGUAGUGGGCCGUCUUCAUUGCAGUUUACAUACUUCGCCCCUGCCUGGACUCUUCUGAGGUCAUUCAAUUUCUACGUAAAGGCACAGUGCCUCCGUGGCCCGGACUUCAAUAUUCGCAUGCCUCGGGUGAUACCCUAUCACACCGACGUCUGGGCUGUUAUCGAACUCGGAAAAUUACUGACGUUGAAGGAGAUGAUCGAGCGGGGUGCUACCUCUCCUUUCGAUGUCAAUCCCUCCGGGAAGUCGCUCUUGCAUGUAAGAUGGCCCUAGGCUCUUGUAUUCGCCCUUACGCCGCUAAGCAUCGACACAGUACGCCGCCUUUAAAGGCCAAGACCAGAUCUACUCUUAUCUGGUCUCAAUGGGAG
Molecule: messenger RNA, 653 nt
Organism: Trematosphaeria pertusa
Lineage: Eukaryota; Fungi; Ascomycota; Dothideomycetes; Pleosporales; Trematosphaeriaceae
Exons: 1
Coding region: 76-558 (160 amino acids)
Source: RefSeq, a predicted model, not a curated record